Messenger RNA from Protopterus annectens (West African lungfish), 11064 nucleotides. It is a transcript of the gene ZNFX1, whose product is annotated as zinc finger NFX1-type containing 1. Gene Ontology annotation, biological process: regulatory ncRNA-mediated heterochromatin formation. Bases 367 to 6129 code for a protein of 1920 amino acids. Gene Ontology annotation, cellular component: nuclear RNA-directed RNA polymerase complex. The transcript is spliced from 14 exons. The record is from RefSeq and is a predicted model, not a curated record. NCBI's taxonomy places the organism in Eukaryota, Metazoa, Chordata, Ceratodontiformes, Protopteridae. Gene Ontology annotation, molecular function: helicase activity.
AGAAGGGCUGGGCAUAACAUUUCCAAUCUAUUUAAAACCAAGAGAAUCUAACCAGCAACCAUUACUAAGGGAAAGCAUUUACAGGAACAGUAGGCAGAUCAUGCAGGCUGCUCUUUAGGAAAACUGCUCUCAAAUUAAGAGGGAAGCACCACUGCUCUGACAAGGCGGCCUUUUCAUUUUUUUUUCUUCUUCUGCUGGCUUUUUGUUUGUUAUGAGUAUGUCUCGGUCUCCCAGAGAGUGAGACACUGAGCUGCAGAAUGUAUCUGAUGAGGAAGUAGGCUAAGGGGAAAGCAUCAGAAGCUGUAACUUGACUCUACAGUAUCCGGUGAGUUAAGUUCUAAACUGAGCUGAGAUUACUCCAAAAACAUGGACAGACCUGGUCAAAACAGAAGGCCUGGGCCUGGGGCAAGGCCCAGGAGAGGUCAUGAGAAUCAUUUUGUGGCAGAAUCCCCACAAAGAGGUGGAAACAGGAACAACAAUCCUCGAAGAGGACCUCAGCUCAGGGGUGCAGCUGGAGGUAACAGAGGAGCACAAGCUCCCCCCAGACCAGCACAGAAUGCUCCAUGUCCAGUUCCACUGCUUGGAGAGGAAGGACGUAAUUUUGGCAGGGGAGGCAGAAAUACAAGGGGCAAAAGCCGAGGUGGCCAAGGCAGCCAUCGAGGUGCACAUGGAGGUGGAAACAGCGAGAGAUACAAUAAUGACUCCAUGAGACAAAAUCCUGAUGAUAGAAGAGAAAAGUGGCAACAGUAUGGGGGUAGAUCACAUGAUGAUUCUGAAGCACCUCAAGUGAGAAAACUUGGCUACAAAACCCUUGAGGGUCUUCUUGAUAAAGAUCCUUCUGAAGUUGUAAUAACUUUGGCUUCCAGUACAGGGCUAAAAGAGCUUCUGAACCAGGAUAAAUUGCACCCAAAUGUUAUCCAGUUGCUUUGCAAGGUUCUGUGCCAGGGUUGCAGCUCUAAAACAGAUCGUCAUAAUGUUCAGCACCUUCUGAGUGUAAUAAAAGACUCAAAGUUUCUUAAACUCUGCCUGCCUCGCUAUGUCAUCAACAUGUUGACAGACCCUAUUCCUUCACGUAGGCAAGAAUACCCAGAGCAUAUUGAAAAUAUUAUUUCUCUUCUUCAGAACAUGGUAAGUGUCUUCCCAGCCAGCUCUGUUGAAGACAGCUCCAUGGUGAUCCUAGUUCUGCAACAAGCCAUAAAUGCACUGAGAUCAGCUGGAGUCAGUAUUAAUGAACAGACUGAGAAAAAAAUAGAAAAAGUCCAGACAAUCAUUCAACAUCUUCAGGAAAAGAAACGGAAUGGGACACUGAGAAGGGACAAUUAUACUUUUAUAGAUCCACAAGACAAUGUGCCUGGUGAAAGUUAUAGGACAAUGAUUGUUUAUCCCACUUACAAUGAGAUCCACCAAGCGGAAAAACCGUUUCUUCGCCCAAAUAUAGUAUCUGCCCGAUAUGCUUCCACAAAUGUCUACCUUGACACUCACUUCCGUCUUCUGAGGGAAGACUUUGUGAGACCACUGCGAGAUGGGAUUGCAGAACUUCUCUCCAGUUUUGAUGACAAAGGAUCAAGAAAGAGACGAUUUGAUGACAUCCGUGUGUACUUCAAUGCUAAGAUUAUAGCCCCAGUUUGCUCCUCAGUGGGGAUAACUUACAAAGUAAAGUUUGACACCAAACCUUUGAAAGCUAUCCGUUGGCAGAAUUCUAAGCGACUUCUCUAUGGUUCCCUUGUGUGUAUGUCCAAGGACAACUUUGAGACAUUACUCUUUGCUACUGUGUCUGACCGUGACCCUGCUGAGCUUCAGAAGGGAGUUGUACAGUUGUGUUUUAAUGAGAGUAGUCGACCUUCCCUGGCAGAGAUCCAGCCAUCUGAUUCUUUCCUCAUGGUUGAAACAACAGCCUACUUUGAAGCUUACCGUCAUGUGUUAGAGGGCCUGCAGGAAAUUGAGGAAGUGGACCUUCCCUUCCAGAAGUACAUUGUAGAAUGUGAUCAUGAGGUGAGGGAGCCUAAGUAUCUGCAAUUUGGAGGAUAUUAUGAUUUUUCCUGUCUAAUGGAAGACAAGCCGUCUGAUGGUGAAGAAAGAAAUGCAUACAAAAGAUACACUUUUGAAAAAACAGUCAAGUUUAAUGUGUUAGAUCCUACUGUGUGGCCUUCAAAAGAUGCUUUAAAGAUGGAUGAUUCACAGCUAGAAGCUCUGAAGCUGGCACUAACUAAGGAAGUGGCCAUCAUACAAGGGCCUCCCGGGACAGGAAAAACAUAUGUCGGACUGAAAAUUGUGCAAGCGCUUCUGAAUAAUGACCAUGCAUGGCAAGUGACACUUCCACGUUAUCCAAUUCUAGUGGUCUGCUACACAAAUCAUGCUCUGGAUCAGUUCCUAGAAGGAAUCCACAAAUUUUUGGACAAGGGCAUUGUUAGAGUCGGAGGCAGAAGCAGCAGUGAAAUCCUGAAGCAGUUUACACUGAGGGAUCUAAGAACCAAGAGAGAGUUCCGGAAGAAUCUUCCUCCUCACCUUCAAAGGGCUUAUGCUGAAGUGACUACACAGUUGAAGCAAGCAGAAACGAAGAUCAUUGAUGGAGGGAAACAUUUGGAGUGUACCAUGCGUGGAGUCUUGCAUGAGCGAUUUUUGGAAAGGCACAUUAAACCUCAGCAUUGGGACUGCUUGCAGGAAGGCUUGGUGGAUGAAAAUGGAUUUCCUUUCAAUAUCAGCCAAACAUCUGUUAUUGUAGAGUGGCUGGGACUUGGCUCUGCAGUACUUUUUCGAACUCGUGAUUAUAGGCUGCAUCCUGCAUUUGAGGGGGCAGAUGGGCUGCAAGAUGAUGAUGCAGAUGAAGAUGAUGAAGAAGAGGAACUCAUUGAGAUUGACGAAGAAGCUGAUCUCAUUCAGGCUGACAGGGUGAUUGAUGAUGAGAACACUAAGCCACGAAAAAAGAAUAAUGCUGUAAACGAAUUGGCCAACUUCAUGCUAGCUAUGCAACUGGAGGAACAGCCAAGCCAUGGAGAAUCAAGCAACAAAGAGCAGCAGGACAAUGGUUGGCAGAUGCAAAAGAAACAAAAGAAAAAGUUGAAACAACGAGUCAAAAAUGAACUAUCUAAAGGUGAUGUCAUGACAGCAGAGGAGGUUGAUGAGAUAACUGACAUAUGGAGCUUGGAUGUCAACACUCGAUGGCGUUUGUACAGGCAUUGGUUGUGCAUGUUCCAGGCUGACAUCCGAAAAAAGAUUCUGCAGCAUGAACAGCAGUUCCAGAUAGCAGCAGACAGGCUUAUGGAGCUCCGGGAAAAGGAGGAUCGUCUUCUUCUUCAAGAUGCUCGAAUCAUUGGAAUGACAACCACAGGUGCAGCAAAGUACCGACGUGUCCUGCAAGCAGUGAAACCAACCAUUGUCAUUGUGGAGGAAGCAGCUGAAGUGUUGGAAGCUCACAUUAUCACCACCCUCAGCAGAAAUUGCCAGCACCUAAUCCUGAUAGGUGACCACCAGCAGCUACGUCCUAGUGCAAACGUAUAUGAUCUUGCUCAGAAUUUCAACCUGGAGGUAUCUUUGUUUGAACGGCUUGUGAAAACAAACUUUCCUUAUGUUCGAUUAAAUUACCAGCAUCGAAUGCGCCCUGACAUUGCCCGACUACUAACACCUCACAUAUAUGAUCACCUGGAGAACCAUCCCUCUGUAUUGCUAUAUGAGAACAUAAAGGGGGUCAUGUCAAAUUUGUUCUUUUUGGAGCACAACUUCCCUGAGCAGGAGAUUAUUGAUGGCCGGAGUCACCAGAACAAACAUGAAGCUGAGUUUGUGGUUGCCCUCUGCCAAUACCUCAUUUGUCAGGACUACAGCCCAUCCCAGAUCACAGUCCUCACUACCUAUACUGGUCAGCUUUACUGUCUUCGCAAGCUGAUGCCCUCCAAGAAGUUUGAAGGUGUGAAGGUGCACGUGGUAGACAAAUACCAGGGUGAAGAGAAUGACAUAAUCUUAUUGUCACUGGUUAGAAGCAACAAAGAAGGGAGGGUUGGAUUCCUCAGGAUUGCCAAUAGGAUAUGUGUUGCUCUCUCAAGGGCAAAAAAGGGUCUGUAUUGUAUAGGGGAUAUGAAAAUGCUAGGGCAAGUUGAACUAUGGAGCAGAAUCAUACAGACUUUACGAGAGAAAAGACAAAUUGGAAAUUCAUUGAUGCUUUCUUGUCAAAACCACCCUGAAACAAAGACUCUAGUAUCUAGUGCUAAAGACUUCAGUACAGUUCCAGAGGGUGGUUGCAGCCUACCUUGUGAAUUCCGAUUGGAAUGUGGCCAUGUUUGCACUAGGGCAUGUCAUCCAUAUGAUGUGGACCAUAAACAGUUCCAGUGUAUGAAGUCCUGUCAGAAGGUCCUUUGCAAAUUUGGGCACAAGUGCCCCCAGUUGUGUUUCAAAAAGUGUGGAUCAUGUCAGGUCAGGGUUGAUAAGGUGAUCCCUCAGUGUGGGCACACGCAAAAGGUACCAUGCUCAAUGAAAGCAGACGAAUUCUGUUGCCUGGAGCCCUGUCAGAAACCUUUGAACUGUGAGCACAAAUGUUCUAACACAUGUGGGGAGAUGUGUACUGAGCUUUGCCCAGAGAAGAUUACACUUACACUAAAGUGUGGCCACGCGCAAGAGGAAGAGUGCCAUGUGCAGCAGGAUCUUGCCUUUGGGAGGCCAGUGAAGUGUAGAACAGCUUGUCAGACAGAACUGGAAUGUGGCCAUAAUUGUGCUGGUUCCUGCCAUAGGUGCAGUGAAGGCCGCUUUCAUGAAAAUUGCAAACAGCCAUGUAAGCAGUUCCUCAUAUGUGCACACAAAUGUCUGGAACCAUGCACUAGUGAGUGCCCCCCUUGUGGGCGGCCCUGCCAGAACCGCUGCAUUCACAGCCAAUGCAAGAAGAAGUGUGGUGAGCCAUGUGCUCCCUGUGUAGAACCUUGUGAGUGGCAAUGUGAGCACCACAAGUGUAAGAAGUUGUGCUCAGAGCCCUGUGAUCGACCAGUGUGUAACAAGCCUUGUAAGAAGCACCUUAAGUGUGGCCACCCUUGCAUUGGUCUUUGUGGUGAACCUUGCCCCAAACAUUGCCGAGUGUGUCAUCGUGAUGAAGUCACCCAGAUAUUCUUUGGUUAUGAAGAUGAAGAGGAUGCUUGUUUUGUGCAGUUAGAAGACUGCAAACACAUCUUUGAAGUGAAAGGGCUAGAUAUGUACAUGCAGACUAGUGCUGAUGAAAGUCACAUAAUCAAACUUAAAGUGUGCCCCAAGUGUCAGACCCCAAUACGUAAAAACCUUAGGUAUGGUGCUAUGAUCAAGAAAAGCCUGGAAGAGGUUGAAAAAGUGAAAACUAAAAUCCAGGGGUCACAGGAAGAUAUAGAAUCAAAUAAGCAAAGACUUUUGGAAGUUCUGUUUAAGGACAAUAACAUUAAGUUAUAUCUUGCAAAAGAACAUGAAAAGUUGUUUGAAGCUCUAGAAAGCAGAGACAUAUCUAUGAAUACUCUCACUUUGAUUGAAAACAAGAUCAAAUUCUGUAGUCGCCUUGGGACACUGAAGAGCUUUGAGAGCAAGAUGGAUUAUGAGAUGAGGAUUUAUUUUAAGAAACGAGUGGCUGAGUGCCUAGCAUGGCUAGAAAAGCCUCAGGUAAGGUUCACAGAUCAACAACUCACUGAUCUUCAAACUGAAAUACAGAGGCUGACUUAUCUUGCUGAGUUGAACAUAAGGUGCAAGAUGAGUGCUCAGAUUGGUACCAUUUUGAUGGAGGAGAUUGAUACUAUUCGUUUCAUCCUGGAGAAUACAAAAAAGUUUUCAAUGAGUGAUGAAACCUUUGUCAAGGACAAAAUGGAAAACCUGAAAAAACGUUUACCGAUUAGUGGUCUAGGUGUAUCAGAUUCAGAGAGAGUGGACAUUGUCAAAGCCAUGGGACUUCGACAAGGUCAUUGGUUUAAGUGCCCCAAUGGUCAUAUUUAUGUCAUUACAGAAUGUGGUGGUGCAAUGGAAAGGAGUCGGUGUCCAGAAAAGGGUUGUGGUGAAGAGAUUGGAGGUGAAGGUCAUAGACUUAUAGCAAGCAACCAAUUAGCAAGAGAAAUGGAUGGUGCGUCACAUGCAGCUUGGUCAGAAACAGCCAAUGACAUGUUAAAUUUUCAAGAGCUGCGAGACUUUGGACAUUAGAAAUUAAAAUUCUUUUAGUUUCCACAGUUUUGAGGAAAGGACACAGGCAUAAUGAAGAUGGUGUUAUAUUUUGCUGUGGUUUAAGUAGCCCAACUUCUGCUUUGUGUGCCAGUGUUAUCGUGGUUUCUACUGAUAGGCAUAAUUUCAGUGUCAGUUGUGACAUGGCUAGCCAAGAAAUCCUUUAAUCAAAAUGGUGAAUACUAGCAUAUUCACCAUUGCUCGAUGUUAUGUAGUCAGAGAGUGUGGAAAGGUCAGAUUCUGCCCAACACAGCUGUCAGAUAAUCUUGGUCUUAGCUUGAUGUUUAUGCUACAUAAUCCAUGAAUGUUAUAUUUAGAAAAGGAGAAUGAGACUAUUCCUGUAAGUGCUCCUUAAAUGAAAUAGCUUUCUGUAUAAAAUGAUUUACAAGCUUUUGAUUAGAGCUGACUAGGUAAUAAGCCAACUAAAUGGUGAUCCAGCAUUUCUAUGAUAGUGGAUGCUGGUAGUGUGACAUAGUCCGUAUGACAGCAGAGAUGAUGUUUCUGAUUAUAAGGGAAAGUGUAGUACAUUCACUUGCUUCACACAAUUUAACAGUCUAGACUGUCAACUGUAGGAAGUAAAGCACUAAAUAAAAUAAUAUGAUAAGAUCUUUGUGACUCAGAUUAGCCACCAAGGUGUUCUAUGUGAGGUUUAGGUGGAUGAGAAAAAAAUAUGUGUAAGUGGUGAUAGGCAAGAGAAUCUAAAUAGCCUUAGAAAUUAAUCUGCAUCCAAGUGGAAAUGAAACUUUACAUUUCUUUGCACAUCAACACAUUUUUAUUUUAUUUGUUGAAUGUUUCUGUAUUCAUACCUUCACUCACAGAGGUGUUGAUAGAUUGAGGCUCAUUUUCUCAGAGGUCUUCUCUUCUUAACUUCUCAUUGAAAACCCAUAUGCUAAAUUGUUACAAAUCAAAGUCGAGCAGAUAGCAUAAUGUUGGGCAAGCAUGACUGAGUAAUCAGUAUUUGGGAAAGUUUCAUAGCAUCUGACUCACCUCUGUAUGUAGGAAAGUGCCUUUCCAUCUUUCUGGUCUAUGGCAGUCACAUGUAGAAAAAUUGUUCCUCACAUGCAGUAGUAGAAUACACAGGUUUACAGUGGGGCAUGAAUGCUGGAAUUAAGAACACCAUUUUUUUUAAUACAAUAUAUUCAGACAGUAUAGCGUUCUAAUAUGAAUCAGCAUACUUAGCUAUUCCAGUGCCGUGGGACAUAAACACUACCCUAUUUCAUCAUGAUCCAGUUAUAGGUUUGAUCAUCUUGUGACAUUAUUGCAGUCUCCAUCACUUCAUACUCAGGGAAACAAAAUUCCUUACAAUUUAGUUAGAAUAUUUCACAGUGGAAUGCUUUAAACACUGGAACAUGGAACAGUUUCUAAAUAGUUCUGUGAAUUUUUUAAAUAUCCUGAUCUUUCUUAAGGGCCUCAUGUUAACCAUUUCAGAAAGUAGUCUUUAUCUGCUUACUUCAGAAGGGACAAGUGGAACAAAUGAAUGGUAUUGUGGAACAAAUUUACUAAUCUUUAGGGGGACAUGUUACAUUGCUGAUCAAGGCAUUUUUGCCUUGGCUACUUUCAGAUGGCAUCACAGAACACAUGGACUUCUUGGAUGCAUCAUUAUAACAUGGAGGUAGAAUCAGUAUGCUAUUACUCCUAAUAUGGCCUUCCCAGUGCAUAUUACAAUCGCAUGCUUUAUUACUACUGUUGUCAUCAUACCUUCGCAGUCUGAUGUUAAAGGAGGAGCUAGAGACUGGGCUUAAGAGGCACUUGUUGAUCUAAGAGAUAUUUAGGAACAAACCCAAAUUAAAUGUAAUCUUUGGAUAUUAGUCAGAUGGCACAGCCUUUGUAGGCAUUGAGGCUAAUAAAAACUGCACUGCAUAAUGCAUACAUCUUGUGGAGUUCAACAUAUUCUGACUGGACAAACAUUUUCGAAGAGCAGUAUAUAUGGGUGUGUACGGUAUGAUCCUACAAAAGGAUAUGUGGUAUCAGACAAGUGUUCAUACUGCUUUGCUUUGUGCUGUUGCUCAAGCAUUCAAAUUAAAAUAAAACUACAAAAAAAUACAUAUUUUUAUGCAACUAUAUAUACUCUAAAACAGACAUGUUUGCAUAUAUUGUGAAUAAAAAAUAUGAAAUGUGUUCAAAGAAAAUAGGGAAAUGUAAAAAAAUAAGAAAAAGAACAGUAAAUAAGAGAGAAAAUAGUUAUUUUUAGACUUCCCAUUUAAAUGUCAUGUGUAAAUAGUCUUCAGGGAGAACUUCUAGGAUUAAAUCUUGGAGACAGGACUUAGCUGCUGCAAAUGCCCUUUUGUUAUGUAACUACAUCUCAGUCACCACAAGAAUGCUUUUUUCAGCAAGAAAUAAGAACAUUGUUGUAAUAGCUCUGUGAAAUGCCAUUCUUCACCUUUGUAGUAACCAGAAAUUACUUCAAAGAGCAUGACGUCACUAAUUGUUUGCAAAUUUUCAUGUAAGGUAGGCUGAAAACUUUUCUCCUAAGAAACAUUUUGAGGGGGAGGAUUUUCUUCAUUUAUUGCUGUCGUUCAGGUAGUGUAAUUGUUAGUAUAGAGGUUAAUCUGACAUUCCAGGAUGGAAUUCCUCAUCUGUACUCACUCAUGGCACAUGUUUUAAUUAUUGUAUAAUCUGACAUGGUAGAAAUAAAUUGGGCUGAAACAGUUUUCCACAACAGAGGUUGCCACAUUUUUUGGCACAGGCUUGUAGUCAACAAUAUUAAACUUGAAGGCAAAGGGGUUGCACUAUGCUUUGCCAACUGUAAAGAAAACAAGUGUGUCAGACAUCUGGGUUGUCCAUUAUAUGCAUGCCCACUGAUUUCUAUGUAUCUGUUACUGCUAAGUUAAUAUAAUCACUGCAUGGAACACUGCCAGUUAAGCUGUCUUUCAUCAUUAGAGGAAUGUCUGUUUUCAAAGGGAAAAUUAGAGGGAUGUUUAUUAAAGCAGGGAUACAUCAGAAUUUGCAGUGACCAAAAAGGGGUAUUGUGGUAGUGGCAACCUGUCAGUCAGAGGGUAAGACUGACAGAUGGUAGUGGGGAAAUGGGCCUAAUAGCAGCGCAAAUGAAAAUGUAGAGUCCAUAACAGAUUGCACAUCAAAAGAAACUUUUUUUUCCAUUUUGUCUUUUUUUGUGUAUGUAUUCUGCUUCCAGAUAUACUUUUAUACACACACACACACACACAUAUAUAUAUAUAUAUAUAUAUAUAUAUAUAUAUAUAUAUAUAUAUAUAUAUAUAUUUAUUUUUUUUAAUUAUUAAUCUGCAAAUUAUCAUGACUAGCAACAUGCAAGCCUAUAUAUCGCAUAAGAAAACACAGUUUAGUCAGACACGUUUAAGAAUCCUCUGUACUGGUAAUCAAUCUGUAAUAAAUGGUUGGCUAGGAUUAUGUUGUAUGUUAUUACACAAUGUUACAGUGUGAAGCAUGUCCAUAUGCCUGAGGGCAGGGAAGCAAACGGCAAAAUAAGCUUUGUCUAACUUGUAUUGUUGCUAUAAUGUAAUAUAUGGAAAUGAAUCAGUCUGAAAAGUGUAUCACAAAAGAAAUUUGUCACUGUAAACAUAUCAAACAAAAAUCUGUAUUUUCAGAUCUGUCAUUGUGAAAAUUCAGAAUCAGUUUUGAGUAUGUGAGCCUCAUCUAAAAUCAUGUUUAGUAUGAAUUUCUGCAUCUUUAAGCUGUUGCUGUUGUUGUUUUAUGCAUACAUUAUUUAUAUGCCACUGAAAAUUAGGAAUAAAAACUUCAUUUUACUUUUGCCGUGUACUCACAAAGUUCUGCAUUAAAGCAUGAACUAAAGUACGAGGCAGUACUUUCCUUAGGCAAAACCUUUAACAUUUUAAUAUUUUUGUACUGAAAGCAACAUCUGUCUAAAAUAUGAGACAGGACUGCACUUUCUCUGGAUUUGUGGAUAUUUUAUAAAGUAUGGAAUGAAAAUGAUAGAAAUGUGGUAUAUUUUUAACUUUAACGAUCUAAUGAGUUGUGUUUGUUCAGAGCGGUGGUGAGUGGUUUUAUGGCCUUUUCUGUGGCAAGUGAAAGGGUCAGACUGGUCUGAACUACUGUUGUGCCCAACUUUUCCAUUGAUGUUACCUGGUAGAUGGUACUUUUUGAAAUCCUGUAGAUGGUACUUCUUGAACUGGUUAACUGCCAGGAAACUGGACAGACUGUGGCACUGGUGGAAAGAAAGGCAGUGGUUUGGUCUUGUAUUUAUUAUCAUCUGAAUAUUUUGUAUAGGCAUUCUGUUUUUAAAACAGUCUGAGUGGAAAUAAUUUCUGAUCAUGUUUGCUGUUUUGUGAUUGCUCCAAAAGUUGAACAAUGGUUCUCCUGAUAGAAUUUACUGGAAAAUGAAAUACCGUAAAUGUAUUGCUUAAGAUAUAUACUGGCUUGUUAGACAGGAAAUAAUCUAAAUGCGGUUUCUUGUCAAAUCAUGUUGUUAAAAAAGGUUGACAUUUAACCACAGUUUCAUGAAAUAAUAUGACUGGAAGCCCUGCAAUAAACUAUGGAUAAUGAGGCACCUUUGGAUAAAAGUCAGAAACUCAGGUUCUUUUUACUGUUACUCAGCUGAGGAUAUUCUUCAAAUGAAACAGGCAUAACACAAUUUAAGCACAACAAUACAGAUAACCUCAGAACAUGAAUUAAGGCACUUUCAUUUAUCAACUAUACAGAAAAAAAAAACAGAACUUAAGAGUUUGCACACUUACACACACACACACACACACACACACACACACACACACACACACACACACACACACACACACACACACACACACACACACAUUAGUAGAACACAGUCUUGGGCAUUUAAAAACUAAAAUGAUUUAGGCAUUUUAACUAGUUACAAUAUUAGUUUUAAUAAUGCCUUUGCUGUUUGCACUUCCCUGAGCUGUGUAUUUAAACAAGAUAACUGUUGCACUGUAGUUGACAAAUAAAAUUAUGCCUUGUGAA